Messenger RNA from Aureobasidium melanogenum CBS 110374, 3183 nucleotides. RefSeq lists its product as uncharacterized. The coding region runs from base 1 to 3183 and encodes 1060 amino acids. The record is from RefSeq and is a predicted model, not a curated record. NCBI's taxonomy places the organism in Eukaryota, Fungi, Ascomycota, Dothideomycetes, Dothideales, Saccotheciaceae. Gene Ontology annotation, cellular component: cytosol. The transcript has 2 exons.
AUGACGUCCUACGAGGAUACUGUGACGGGCCAUGCCUACAGCACACUGCUGCGCAUCGGACUGCCCGCAUACACGAUGCACUUCAAGAGCCCGACGUUUAUGAAGGAAUCCAUGUUGGAGAGGCUGGAUAGAUCGGUUUGUAAGGGCAUACUCAAGGCUUCGGCGCAGCAACCAGAAGUCAGAGAAGGUCUUGGUACCGAUGACAACGUUUGGAAAGACAUGGUCACCUUGUUCCGCGCCGCCAUUCCCUCGCUCGAACGCCGUUCCUUUGCCGUCUGGGAUCCUUCCGCCGUCGAUUACGAAUCAACCUCGGGUGCUCUCAUUGCUCAAAACUACCCUGGGCUGUGGAAAGACUUGGAAAGGCUCAAUGACCUGGUUUCGAUCCUGCGUAACACGCUCACGAUCGGCGAGAAGGCUCAAGAUCUGGCUGCCGAGUGCACAUUCGACCAGGAAAUAUUCAGAUUGAUCAACUGUUGCGUGCGAGUCACGGCAAGAGGAUUUGAUGGCGAUGCUGGUACUGGCGAUGAAGAAAAGUGGCAGUGGAUUGUGAAUGCUUACAAGAAGCUACUCAUAACCUCCCUUCAAUUCUUGAACAACCUGGUCGCUCGCAACGAACGAAGGAAGCUGAUGCUGUGGGUUGCCCUGUUCGACAACUCAACCGAAGGUAUUCUGGCUGAAGAUACUGACGAUGCGACUGGCGGCCAACCUGCUCUCGGCGAAAUGCCCAAACCACCUGUCUCCACCGGCGAUAUCCUGGUCGCACUUGGCGAGACAAGCAAGGCUACUUAUGAUGCUGCACAAGAUGCCUUGAACGCGAAACGACUUUUGGCGAACAAGGAUCAAAUGAAACCUCCCUCAAGGCCUGUAUCUGGAUAUGUACUGUUCGUGAGGCAACAUCAAGCAGAGACGAGAGAGGCUCUUGGCCCAACCGCAACUCCAGAUAGUGUCGCAAAAGCUCUCGCUGCCAGAUGGAGUAUUCUGUCCGACAAGGAAAAGACAACUUUCAACAAACAAUACGAUGCCCUUGCGCAACAGUAUGAAAAGGAAUUGGCAGCUUACCAGGAUGCACGACGUCUCGCACAAGCCGAAAAGGACAAGUCAGACAGAGCGCAUGCAGACCAAGUUGCUGCACGAAUUGCCCACAUUGAGGAGCAACUCGGUGAUCGCAUGAAGGCCGAAGGUACAAAGGUCGCCCCCAUGGAACCUCCGGUCUACAACGCAGAUGGAGCUAUCGCAUUCCCCGACGAAAAGUCAGCAACAGGACCUAGACCUGUGGCAGAGGAUGACUACAAGAUGAUGUUCACCGCCUCGGCAGGAGCCAAGAUUUUAGAAAGCGGUAAAUCAGAACUCAUGAAACGAUUGGAAAGCUAUCCUGUUCCGCCACCACAACAAGCUCAAAUCACAAGCCCAGCUUCACCUAUUGCUUCUCCAGCCUCACCGGUCUAUGAGAAUCGGACAGAUGAGGAUGAUGUAGGCUUGGACGAAGAGAGCGAGGAAGAGGAGAGUGAAGACGAAGACGAAUAUCCUGGUUCGAGCGAGGAUGGACGUGGUCUCCUGACAGACGUUCCGCUGAUCCUAGGACCGUCGGAGAUCGAAGUAUUGCCUAUGAUCGUCAUGUCUGGCAUUGUACCGCCUGCAAAAUCAACACAAGCUGGCACAUCAACCGAAGAGACUAACGCAAUUGUCAAUAUGCAUACGGUUAGAUGCCAUCUGCUAUUGGCUCAAGACAAUGGAAAGAAUCUGUUGAGAGAGCUCUUGAUAUUUGUUGCUGCUUGGGACUUGCGAGAGGAAGAGCUCUAUUUCAAAUUCAUGGUCAAGAUUAUGGAGGCAAUCUUGGUAAACGGCUUGAUGCCUUACGCUUACCACGCCUUCCGGGACAAAUCGAGAUCCAAAGACAUAAUCUCACCGGCUCAAGCGGUGAUCAUGAAGCUGCUUACCAACAUCUUCAGAUCGAGAGCCGAGGCUUCCAAGACGAACCCACAGCCCAGUGACUCGUAUCCGCUCAGAGUUGACGUCCACAUCGUCAAUUUCAUCUUUACCGAAUUCCGCCAGCAUAUCAUUCCGCAAACAUGUGCACUCAUCUUCCUGCAAGGCAAGAUCCACCAGAAUCUAGCUUCGCCUGAAGACUUCCCGCUUAACUUGUGGGACAUGGAGCGUAUGUACGAAGGCGUGUACCAAUACCUCGAGUUCUUCGCCGUGCUCACCGAAGAGAGCAUUUGGAAGGAUGUGAUGGCACAGUGGGAAGUCGCGAGCGAGCUUGUGACAUUGCUCAAGGAAUUGGAAGCUGCAAUCCCUAAACUCGGACCUGGAGGCACAUCACACGGACCCGUUCCAAGACGUCCCCCUCCUCACCAACAGAAUCAUAAUUACCAACCGCCGGCUCACAAUUACCCACCUCCACCAGCACCACCUCAGAACCUCAAGCCUCUGCCUAUAAGUGUGGAACGACCAUUCGAUUUGUCUCCGGAUCUGGCUAACACUCUUCCACCACUUCCUAUCCCACCGACAGAUGCCAACGCUCAGCCUCCGAACACUACAAUUUUUGAAGCUGAAACUCCCUUGGCAUACCCAGAGGAUCCGCAAGAUGAGCCUUCGGACUUUGAGUGGCGCAACCUCAAGAAACUGACGGUCCUCGUACUCUCCUCGCUGAUCUGGAAGAAUCGCAAAGUGCAAGACCAAGUUCGUGAAUACGGUGGAUUGGAAGCACUGGUGGGCUGCUGCCGUCACGAUGAGCACAACCCAUACAUUCGCGAACACGCCAUCAUGUGCUUGCGCUUCGCAGUCGAGAACAACGAGGACAACCAAGCCGUAAUCAAAGACAUGGCCGGCAUGGCAGCAGCAGGCGAAACCCGCAUGCCCACCUACGCCGAAAUCCCCCACGGCAAACUCACUCACCCAGACCAACUAAUCCCCUUCCAAGUCCCACCAGUCCCUCAAGAAGUGCUCGACACUAAUGGCUACGAAACAUUCAUGGAUGGAAAAGGUCAAGUCGGCCUCCGCAGAAAAGAUAUCGGCCAAUUGUCUACAGGACCACAGAAACCUCGUCCGCAUCCUAAAAUGACGGCGGAAAAGGCUGCAGAGCUUAUGCAGACUGCACUUCGCGACCUUCCUUUGGGUGAUAAAAUCCUUUUGGAUAAGGAAAAGAAGGAAGCUCUUGCCAAACUUGAUAGAGCGUUUUCUUAG